Molecule: messenger RNA, 1067 nt
Organism: Anneissia japonica
Lineage: Eukaryota; Metazoa; Echinodermata; Crinoidea; Comatulida; Comatulidae
Product: sigma non-opioid intracellular receptor 1-like
Exons: 4
Coding region: 38-697 (219 amino acids)
Cellular component (GO): endoplasmic reticulum
Source: RefSeq, a predicted model, not a curated record
GCCGGCUUGCGACAGAGUGUAAUUUUUUAUUUAGAAAAUGAAAUAUCUGUUAAUUACUGUAUUUAAAGUCUCUGUCCUAGGAACUGUUGCAUUUCUGAUAAUUCAGCAUUGGUUAGAAAACAAGUCAUACCUUUUUGAUGGCCAUAAGAUAGCAGCAAUUGCUGGAAAAUAUGUCGACCUUCCCCACAACGAUGCUUUUCAACAAGUUGCUGUAGAACUUAGAGAGAAAUACCCGGGGCAUGUCUUGCCCAAGGAAGAUGAACAGUGGAUAUUUGUGAAUGCUGGAGGAUGGAUGGGGUCCAUGUGCCUUCUUCAUGCAUCCUUAACAGAGUACAUCCUGUUCUUUGGCACAGCCGUUGAUACUGUUGGACACUCAGGGCGAUAUUGGGCAAAUAUCUCUGAUACGAUUUUGACUGGGACAUUUCGACAAUGGAAGGAAGGAACAACAGAAAGUGAAGUGUAUUAUCCAGGUGCUACUUUACUUCAUAGUUGGGGAGAAGCAACUUCUGUCCAGUGGUCAGCAGGUACUUGGAUGGUGGAAUAUGGUCGUGGAUUUAUUCCCUCAACAGUGCCGUUCGCUCUUUCAGACACCCUCUUUGGUACGCAGGACUUACUAACAAUGUUCUAUACAUUUAAAAUCUAUGGAAAAGCAUUGUUAUUAGAAGGACAAUUUUUUCUAGAUUCAUUACUUAAUUAAAUGUAUUUUUUCAGGAAGCUUGGUAUCUUACAAUGGCAUUAAUUUUUAAAUCUGAUGAGUCAAUCACUUAAGUGUAAUAAACAUGGUGUUUAAACCGAAUUAUAUAUAUUUGUAAUAUAAGUUUUAAUAAUUUAUGAAAUUGUAAAUUUUGUUUGAUUUUUACAUGCCAAUGAAAUGUAAAAAUAUAUAAGAUGAUCACUAAAAAUCUUGGUGGAAAAAUAAAGAUUUUAUAAAAAUAUAAGAUUAAUGUGUUUCAUUACAUACUGUCAAUAUAUACAGUAUUUGUAAUAAUGUAAUGUGAUUGUUUACUGCUGUACUAAUAAUUUAUGUAAUUGUAAGUUAAUAAAAUAGGCAACAAAAGUAAAAAAAA